Molecule: messenger RNA, 318 nt
Organism: Ochotona princeps (American pika)
Lineage: Eukaryota; Metazoa; Chordata; Mammalia; Lagomorpha; Ochotonidae
Exons: 2
Coding region: 1-318 (105 amino acids)
Biological process (GO): cytoplasmic translational elongation
Cellular component (GO): cytosolic large ribosomal subunit; ribosome
Molecular function (GO): structural constituent of ribosome
Source: RefSeq, a predicted model, not a curated record
AUGGCUAUGAAAUAUGUGAGCGCCUACCUGAUGGUUGUGCUUUCCGGCAACGAAAAUCCCGGGAAAAAAGACAUUGAGAAAACCCUCUCCUCCGUAGGGAUCGAAACCGAGGGCGCGGUCGUCGACGCUUUGCUUAAGGGUGUUCAAGGAAAGAGUGCUCACCAGCUGAUCGCGGAGGGGAUGAAAAAACUACAAAGCGUGCCGACUGGUGCACCAGCGGCAGCCGCUCCUGCUGCUGGUGGUGGCGGUGGUGCAAAGGCAGAAGCAGCACCGGCAAAGAAGGAGGAGAAAAAGGAAGAAGAGGAGGAGGGAAGAUGA